GUCUAUGACAGCGAUAUGUUUUCAUUCAUGUGACAAAGUUUAAAAUGACUUAAUAAAUUAUGUUAUGAGGCUAACAAUAUAGAAAUGAAGUAGGAAUGAGAACAUAUGUAUUAUGACUUUAGUUGUACCUGUAAUAAGAUGCAGAUGUACCUCAGGUGCCAUUUGAAUGAGUCACAUGGUUGAUGUGAUCGAUUUAUGAAUAAUCCAGAGCUGUAAUCCUGGCUGGAGUGUGCAUCAAGUGAACUGAGUAUGCGUGUGCACGAGCGCCUGGCUUGCUUCCAUCCAAAACCCACGAGGUAGGCGCGUGUGCGUGGCAACCCACGCAUGCGCCCUGAAGCCAAUCACGGGCGUCACACAACCGCAGCGAUUGCGGAUCUGACGCGUCGAAUCACAACCGAGAAGUAGUAGCAGAGGACCCGAGGCAGAGGUGAUUGAGAUGGAGACCCGCAACCGAGAGAGAGCGCGAGUCUAGCUACGCCUGAGCCGCCAGCAUGUCUGCCCACCUGCCAGUCUCCUUCCCCCGCUAAUCCGAUAUGACUGCAGUCGUCCUCCUCCGCGGGGACUACAAUGACACCCUGGUGAGCGAGAGAGUGAGCGCACACUAGCAGGCGCGGUACAGCGCAGGAUGCUCAUCUCGAACCAGACCAAGAAGACGCCCCGCAACUGUUGUUCCCGUCCCACGGUGCCGAGGAUCGAGCGUUUCCUCCGCCACCAGCACCCUCCUCCUCCGCCUCCCCGUCCUUUUCCUUCUCCUCCUGCUGGUGUAUGAUGGAGACCCCCAAUGGCUCUGCAGGCAACGACACCAGACCGAGCCAGCCGGAGAAGAAGAGACCGAACAGAGUGCCCUCCCCGGCCAGACCUUUCCUGAAGGACGCCCGCGCCGCGAAGCCGCCGGCCAUCGGACCCAAAUCGCCCAAACUCGGCAAGCAGCAAGCUCCGAACCGCGGCUCCAGGCGCAACAUCACCGCGGCGAAAGAGAAGCCCCCCGCGGUCGCCAGGACCGGCGCCAAGGCCGGACUGACCAAAAAGCCCAGCAGACUCCCCGGAGCCGAAUUUAAAGCGACCAGCAGUCCGAUCCUCGCCAAGGCCAAGAAAGGGAACCUCGUCUUAGCGUGCCUCGGCCAUGGCUCCCCAGUCCGGGUAUCGACCGGUCUGGUUGGCCAGACCGACAGCAGUUCGGACCUGUCGGACUGCCCGUCCGAGCUGGCGCCGGUGGCCAGCAGCGACGCAGAGUCCGGUACAGGCUCCAGCGAUAAGGAUCACCCGGGGGCAGAGCCUCCGUUACGGACCGAACCACCUGCGACGGCGGCUACUCUGGUGCUGAAUCCCGCCGCUAAGGCUACGGUGUGUGUUGCCCGGACCGGUCCGGAGAAGAAACCCAAAGGACCCGAGGAAGAACUGCUGAGGGAAAUCGAGGAUUUGAGAUCUGAAAAUGACUAUUUAAAGGACGAGGCGAAGGAGUUGCGGGCGGAGAUGGAGGAACUGCGCGACACCUACAUGGACGAGGAGGUGUACCAGCUGCAGGAGCUGCGCCGCGAGCUGGAGCGCUCCAACAAGAACUGCCGCAUCUUGCAGUACCGCCUGAGGAAGGCCGAGCAGAAGGGCCUGCGCGCCGCCCAGACGGGACACGUGGACGGGGAGCUGUUGCGCGGACUCGAGCAAGACCUCAAGGUGGCCAAAGACGUGUCGGUCCGUCUGCACAACGAGCUGGAGAGCGUGGAGGACAAGCGGAGCCGAGCCGAGGACGAGAACGAGCAGCUGCGGCAGAGGAUCAUCGAGGUGGAGAUCUCCAAGCAGGCGCUGCACAACGAGCUGGAGCGGGCCAAAGAGACUGCAUUGAGGCGACGAGGGAGCUCAUUUAAGGACAAGAAAUCCACCAGCCAGGACGACAGCGCUGACCUCAGGUGCCAGCUCCAAUUCGCCAAGGAGGAGUCCGGCCUGAUGCGUAAAAAAAUGGCCAAGCUGGGCCGUGAGAAAGAUGAACUGGAGCAGGAACUACAGAAGUACAAGUCGGUCUACGGAGACGUGGACAGUCCCCUUCCCCUGGCUGAGUGCUCCGGCGGUGGCCCUCAUUCCACCCGCGAGGCGGAGCUGCGACUGCGCCUCAAACUGGUGGAGGAGGAGGCUAACAUUCUGGGAAGGAAGAUCGUGGAGUUGGAGGUUGAAAACCGCAGCCUGCGGGCCGAAAACGAUGACAUCCGUUGUCAGUACGAACGAGACUGCUUCGGUAGGGAGCCUUUCUCGAGCAUGCCCUCGUCACCCUAUGGCGGCGAUGUGCUCGAGUCAGCCGGCGAGCUCCGCCGUCACCUCCAGUUCGUAGAGGAGGAAGCGGAACUGUUGCGUCGCUCCAUCUCGGAGAUUGAGGACCACAACAGGCAGCUUACUUCAGAGCUCAACCGCUUCAAGUUCAGUUCCGGGCUGGUAGGCGAGGAAGGUGGGGAAGGAGGACUAUUUAAACCUGGUAAUGGCUCCAGUGGAGGGAUGUUGAUGGAGGAGCUGAAAUCAGCCAGGAUGCAGAUUAACGACCUGAGCGGAAAAGUGAUGAACCUUCAAUACGAGAACCGAGUUCUCCUGUCCAACGUCCAGCGUUGCGACCUGGCAGCGCACCUGGGCCUGAGAACCAGUAGUCCGCGAGACAGCGAUGCAGACAGUGACGCCGGCCGGCGGGAAGUAGCCGAAGAUGAGGAAGCGGGGCGACUCCUUCUCCUCCAACCCAAGAGGGAGGGCCCCAUCGGCGGAGAGAGCGACUCUGAAGACCUCUUUGAGAAAACCACCACCACCUCUGGGUUUGGAAGUAUCCGACCGUCGGAUGGCAUCGACCUUAGCGCUGCAGAAAUCGCCAACCGCCGCCGGGAGGAACGAGAAUCCUUUGCCAAUGUGAAAAGAGAGGCAGAUCGACUCGGCAAAUCUGUGGACCGUUUGAUCACCGACACGGACAGUCUGAUCCUGGAAGGGAGGCUUCUGGUGACGAUAGCGGAGGGUUCUCAGGGAGGAGGUGACUCCCAAGUCCUGGACACCAUCAAUACCCGAAUGAAGGCUUUCCGCACCGAGCUGCACAUCUUUGUGGAGAAGCUGGAUGGAUUGAGGGAGAGAACAGAUGACCUGUCCCCGAUGCCAAACCUCACAGAGUCCAGCAGUUUCCUAUCCACGGUCACUUCCAUGUCCCGGGAUUCUCCCAUCGGCAAUUUUGGGAGAGACCUGAUGACGGACAUCCAGUACGGUCAGAGGGAUGAGCUGGAGUGGCGCGUAGGACAGGAGCGAGGCGUGGAGCCCUACAACCAGAGCAGGGGAGGUGCUGCGGGACUCGCUAGGUACCACAGACCACUGGUUUUAAGAACAGAGCUGCGAGAGGCGCCUGCUCUCGACGUCCAGCUUCGUCUCGAUCUUGACCGACGAAUGAGAGUUGCGACGGACGAACGGGACAUUCCGGUUGUCUCGCUGCCGCAGGAGGACGAGGGCUUGCAUCCGGAGCCCCAGUGCCCGCAUCUGGAGCUGCCAGGCCUCCUGCAGGCUCCGGAGGUUUGCUGGGCUCAGGAGCGAUCUGCACUACAGCAAGAAAUUCGCCUCUUCCAACGCAAUACGGCCAUCUUCUACAUGAAGCUCAAGUCCAUCCUGGCACGUUGGAGGCUUGGAAGCAGGGACGGCGCGAUGCCCGACGACGGCGCGCAGCCGGAGGUAGAGAAGUCAGAGGGUGUCUCUGAGCUGGGUGGGAUGAUGCAGCAAGUGGAAGCCGACGGGGGGUCUGCUUUCCCGUCAGUGUCACCCAACGGACAUCUGCAGUACCAGCAUCAGUUUGGGGAGAACCGGCGAAUGCUGCAGGCGCUGCGUACCUUGCUGGAGCAGUUUCGGGAGGAGCUUCGUGAGGAAGAGGCGCGGCGCUGCCAACUGCAACAGGCCUACGCGAACGACAAAGCCACCUGGGAGGUGAAAUGGGCCGAAAUGAAGUGCCAGCUCGCUCAGGUGGAGGAGGAAGCACGAGGAAGAACGCGAGGCCAGGCUCAGGGGCUCGAAAGUGAAACGUCAUCCCGAGAUCCCGAGUGGGCCCUGAAGCAGGAGCGCGAGGAGCACCGCCGCCUGUUGGCCGAGAGCCACAACACCUCGCUGGACCUCCGCUGGAGGCUGCAGCAUGGAGAGAAGCGAUGGAGUCGCGAAAGGGCGGAGCUGCUGGAACAUUUUGAGCGGCAGAGGCUGGAGUGGGAUGGCGGUACACGCGAGCUCCAUCACAAGAUGGAGAGGCUGCAGAGGGAGCUGAACUGCCGGCGAGGCGAGGGCACAGAGUACAGCGGGUCAUGCAACGGUGCUCGCUCCCCGCGUUGCCCACGUUCUCCGCAGUCCCCGCGGUCCUCUGCACCCAUCACGGUCCUGCCUGCCCGCUCCCUCUCCGACUCGGACACCUUGCUGGCGGAGCAAGGCGGGGCUGCCGCCGCGAGGCUGAGAAGCCCGACCGAGAGCCCCUUUUUGGAUGCGCUUUCUCUGGAUCCCCUCGCCAGCUUGGAGGUCCCCCCACCCUGCAGGCUGGAGAGUGAGAAGCGAUUCCCCUGCAUGAAGGAGGCCCUCGAUGUGAUUUCCGAGAGAGAAGCAGCGCCGGAGAUGUACCCUGAUGAAGAGAUGAGCGGCGGUAGUUUGCUCAGAGCCAAGUCGGUAUGCUCCAUGAGCGACUUCCAGCGUCUGAUGGACAGCUCACCGUUCCUCCCCGACAAGAUGCGACAUGGCGAGCGAGGCCAAGACGACGUCACUCCUCCUCUUUCACCAGAUGACCUCAAGUACAUUGAGGAGUUCAACAAUAAGGGCUGGGACUUGUCGUCAUCCACCGUCGCCAGCUUUGCUUAUGAUGCAUGGACCAACAAAACCUCAGAGACGCAGGGAGUCGAACCGGUCACCGAGUCCUUCCAACCAGCCUCCUGGUUCCUCACUAGCAGCGCCAGCCUGACCACCACCAGCACACUUAACAGUCGGGCGGGUGCGGGAGAAGACGCGUAUGGGGUCCACAUCCUCCAUAGCCCCACCAGACCUGGUCCAGAGCCAGACUCUGACCCCCUUUAUACAAAGGGGAUGAAGGCGAGAGGCAACGGAGAGGCGGCCGGCGGGUCGGAUGAGGUGUUCACCGGUGGAAGGUGGCCAUGUGGUCUUCUGGAAGCGGGGGGAUUAAGGACUUCUCCGAACCAGUCCCCCAUUUGCCCCACGGUGGGCUACGCCUCCUCGCUGGAGCUUCAGCUUUCUCGGAACAUGAGCGAUGAUAUGAAGGAGGUGGCCAUUUCGGUCAGGAACGCCAUCCGCUCCCCAGCGGGGCCCGUGGUCCAUGACAUAGCCUGCCAAACCAACGGGUUCACCACGCGAGGCACUCAGACCAUGCAGACCAUCAACGUCGGUCUGCAGACGGACCUGCUGAGGAACCUGACCAACAGCCCUCACCGCUGCCUCACCCCUAAAGGAGGCGGCACCCCCGUUUCGUCCCCAUCGCGGACUACCAGGAAGGUCCAGUACUCGCCCGUCAUCCAGAGUAAAUUUGAGCGGCCCUGCUGCUCGCCAAAGUACGGCUCGCCCAAACUUCAGCGCAAGAUGUCCUCAUCCAACAAGGCGGAGAUGCCAAACACCAGCCGCGCCGCCACCCCUACGACCCCCCAGAAGGGCAACAGUGAAUCGGCGUGGGCACGCUCCACCACCACACGGGACAGCCCGGUCCACACCACCAUCAACGACGGUCUCUCCAGCCUCUUCAACAUCAUCGACCACACGCCCGUCGUCUACGACGCCAUGCAGAAGUUCAACAAGUCCCCCAGCCGCUCCCGCCCUACAACUGCCCCCGAGGCCAGCCCCGAUCCCAGGAGCGCCAGGGCCCGCUCCCCCAGCCCCGUGCAGCUGAUAGUGGAGACACAGGGGGACCGGAACGCCGAAGAAGUGAGCAUUCGACAGGACCUUUCCGCGCCCCCGGGGUACACGCUGGCCGAAAACGCCGCCCGCCUCCUCAAUAAAAAGCUGCAAGACGAGAGAAGGAUGCAGGCAGGAGGAAUAGGAAGCAAGAUGGCCGACCCAGAGAGACCACAGCCUGGAUGCAUGGAGGACCUCCCUCGCUCUCCUGUGGCUCCGCCCUUGGAGUCUCAAUUCCUGCGCCCGGCUCGCCCGGCCAACCGCCGCCCCCCUUCGCGCUGGGCCAACCCCUCGCCACCCCCAUCUUCGGCAUCCGGGAGGAGGUUCACCUUCCCGCCACCGGGACGGCGCGUGAGCGUCCCGGAAGGCGACGCAUCAACAUGACGCUCGUCUUCUACCUCUGACGUCAGCCGCCUCCCACCUACCCCUUUUCAUUCAUUCAAUCGCUCCCCAAAGUAAGACUGAGAAGCUCUGAGAAACACCAGCUGACCCCUCAGGGGGGAGAAAAAAAAUAAGACAACUUCUUGAAAUGUACUGUAAUCAUCUCCAACAAAGUAGUACAAAUCAUCACAACUGCAUUUUCAUAUCAGGUGCCUCUUCAGACUUGAGUUCAUCUUUCGUCCAUACUAAAUGUCCAUCCGAGGUGCCUGUUCCCACUUUUCAGUUCCUCACUGGUCAAUGUGUUGGCGUGCAUAGUUCCCAUUUCUCACUCGAAUGUCAGACUGCGUUAUAUCAAAAUUGCCAUUUCUGUGGUGCGAAGCAGCAUAUGAUGUCAUUUUACCGCCGCCCGUAAAGUUUGUCCUUCGUCUGUAUUUCUCUUUUCAAAAACGAAAACACGGGUGAAGAGAAUGACCAAUUAUGCAUCUGCGCGAGGCAGUUAUCCGUCCAAUAUUUGCAUGACACUAGCACUUUAGUGCACGUACAAGAUGAGCACUAGUCGCGUUAUACUGAAAUGUUUGUGUGGUUUUAUUUUUUAAAAAAUUGGGGGGGGGGGGGGUUCUAUAGUGGAAUACUGAACCUGUCGGCAUUUGUAAACCCGUAGGUCUGCACUGAAUGUGUUGGAUAUAAAACGAAAAAAAAUGUUUUAGAUGAGAAUCUAUGUGAAAACAAUCUAUAGUCUUAUAUAAAUCGUCGAUUAAUGUCAUUAAACAUGAAUGUGCAUUUACAAGA
Molecule: messenger RNA, 7038 nt
Organism: Hippocampus zosterae (dwarf seahorse)
Lineage: Eukaryota; Metazoa; Chordata; Actinopteri; Syngnathiformes; Syngnathidae
Product: microtubule cross-linking factor 1
Exons: 15
Coding region: 766-6252 (1828 amino acids)
Biological process (GO): regulation of autophagy
Source: RefSeq, a predicted model, not a curated record